GAAGAGAAAACAGGAAGCAUGCUCAGGAAGCUUCGCCUGUUUCUCUCAUUUUCCUUCCAGAAAAAGAAAAGGAUUAGAUAUCUAUUUAAGAUUUAAUAGGAUUAAGGGGUACGGAAAUCAGGCUGACCUCAGAGGCCGAAGGACGGCGACUCCAAGAGAAGACGGAAGAAGCUGUUUGAGGGGAAUUUAAGGUCCUGCAGAGUAACGACUUAAAUCCAAGGUCAUGGCAAAUCAUCUGAAGUUCAUUGCCAGGACUGUGAUGGUACAGGAAGGGAACGUGGAAGGUGCAUACAGGACCCUAAACAGAAUCCUCACCAUGGAUGGGCUGAUUGAGGACAUAAAGCGGCGGCGGUACUAUGAGAAGCCUUGCCGUCGGCGACAGAGGGAAAGCUAUGAAACCUGCCGGCGAAUCUACAACAUGGAAAUGGCUCGCAAGAUCAAUUUCUUGAUGCGAAAGAAUCGGGCAGAUCCAUGGCAGGGCUGCUGAGGCCUGUGAUGAGGAGGCCCAAUAUAAAAACCCUUAUUCAUUUGUCUCCACCUCUUUUCUUUCUACAACCCCAUUUUCUCUCACCUUUAUUACAUUAAACCCAAUCAUGUAUAUACAAGAA
Messenger RNA from Sus scrofa (pig), 608 nucleotides. RefSeq names its product mitochondrial ribosomal protein S21 (gene MRPS21). Gene Ontology annotation, cellular component: ribosome. Lineage: Eukaryota; Metazoa; Chordata; Mammalia; Artiodactyla; Suidae. Gene Ontology annotation, biological process: translation. The record is from RefSeq and is a predicted model, not a curated record. Gene Ontology annotation, molecular function: structural constituent of ribosome.